This is a messenger RNA of Diachasma alloeum, 1783 nucleotides long. Its product is annotated as HMG box-containing protein 4. NCBI's taxonomy places the organism in Eukaryota, Metazoa, Arthropoda, Insecta, Hymenoptera, Braconidae. The transcript has 4 exons. The record is from RefSeq and is a predicted model, not a curated record. The coding region runs from base 263 to 1618 and encodes 451 amino acids.
AUGCACAACGCGGGAACGUUUCUCUCUCGUGUCUAUCGCAAAUUCAGUUCUGUGUGGGAUAAUACAUGUCCCCCUUCGAUCAGCCAAUAGGAGACUAUCAACACUCCGACACAUGCACAUAUUUUUCAAAGGAUAAAAAAAAGUUGCAACAAUAAUUACGUCAAGGUAUUUGUGUUGUUGGUUCGAUAGCCAUAAUAAUUCCUAUCAAGUUUUGUGCUCUCAACUCCGCACUGAAGAUUGAUUUCAUAUCCUAAAAUUCAACAUGUUGCACAGUGACGUUUCUAAACCGAAAUCGGAGAAGACACAUCAGCGGAGAAAGCCACAAAAUCAGUUGAACCGCGGGAUGGAGAUGUUUGCGUCGCCAAAGCGUCCGAAACAAGACGAAUUGGAAGUCACUGGUGUAUCACGAAGUGGCCGAGUUCGAAAAAAAUCCUCAAAACUGACGGAUUUCGAGUCCCCUGACGACCUGGCCGAUAGUAAAUUGAAACGUCAGCAGAAAGCGCAACAGCAGCUCCACGCACAGCAGAUGCUGGAGCGAUUCGAGGCCCAGCAGAGUCAGCGCCAACAAUCUCCAGCACAGCCCACCACUCCUGCUGCCAAUCGUCCGAGGAAGAAUUCUGGAACACACGUGUCCCCCCAACAUCCUAUCAAGGAAGAAAUGCCUUUUGAUCCUCCAGGUGAAGAGCCAUCCUCAGACUCGGAGGAUGCUGACGAUCUAAAUGAAGAUGACAAGUUCUCGAUGGAGUCGGGGAGUGAAGAGGACAUGGAUCCUCUGAUGAUUGAUGAGAAGGAGACUGGUGGGUUUAAGAGGCUAGAGCCUCCUGAGCAAGAGGCAUCAUCGCAGGCUAAUAGUCUUUACAUGUUGGAGAAGAGUAAGAAGAAACUGAUUAUCAAGAAUGGGAAGAUUAUUGGACGGAUGAAGGCACAGAGGAAAGACAAAGGGAAAACAAGAUUCACAGCCUACAUGCUGUGGGCUAAAGAAGUGAGACAAGAGUUACUCGAGCAGAAUUCCACAAUGGAUUUCGCAACAAUCUCAAAACGUCUCGGUGAAUUAUGGGCAACAGUUCCAAAUCUUGAGAAAUACAAUUGGCGAAAAAGAGCAAAACGUUUGGCAUCAAAACCGAAUGCCCAGGCAGCUCUGAAAGAGCUCGCUACCUGGAAAUUCUCACCACCCAGUAGCACUCGUAAGAAAUUCAUCAACAAAGCUGUUAAUGGAAAGCCACAGAAGUCUCCAAGCCCUAAAAAGACUCCCCAACUGUCGUCACCCCCACGCUCGGUCAAGAGUCCCGACUUCUCACCCUCCUCUCGACAUGGCAAAGACGCUCACGACUUGUCCAUCGGUCCAGGAACAUUCAAAGUAGCUGGUACUCAACCCCUGGACGUUGCUGCCCACCUCAAACUGCUGGGUGAAAGUCUAACGAUAAUUGGAGAACGACUGAAGGAACACGAUGGUCAAAUUGCUGUGUCUGGUAGCUUAUCUGUACUCCUAGACUCCUUCCUCUGUGCCCUGGGUCCCCUCAUGUGCCUUACCCAACAAAUCCCAGAAGCUAAUGGAGCUGAGGCUGACACGUUAUCCGAAGUGCUAGAUAACAUUGCGUACAUAAUGCCCGGUCUCUAAUCCAUUUCUAGACCCUCUAAACCUCUUCUCUUUCGUUUGAUGUUUUAUUGUAUUUUUGAAAAAGAAAAAAUGUUUUUGUGGAGAAAAUAUAUAAGAGCAUUUGACCAUGUUGUUAGAAAAUACGAUAAUUAAAAUAAAUAGUAAAUGGUAAAUUAUAUAUUUAAU